AUGUCGGGAAUUCACAGAGACCUAGAAGCUGCAGAGACGGAAAGGCAAAACACAGCGGUAACGGCACCGCCGGAUUUGAACUUCAUCCCGAAGCUUGCUACGACGGACGACGCGUCUAAGGCGGAGGCGAAUAUUGAAGUCACAAAGGACACCGACAAUCCAUCAGGUACCACUGACAAUGAUGUGCUGGCAGAUUGGGAGCGGGAACCCUAUCAGUACAGCUGCCACCAAAAGAGCAAGGCUUCAGACACGCGAUACGAGCGCGUCAAGAAGAAGUUCACGGCUCAAUUUGGCCGCAAUCGUGGAGUAAGGUUGACGCCUCCCAUGUACCGAAAACAUGAGGACAUCGCUCGUGAGAACAUGGCGGGGAACUUUUUCAAGGUUUUAGCCAAUGAGUGCAUGGAACAGCUAUACGAUGAUAAUCCCAAUGGCAAGUUUGGUUCCAUUGGCGUGUUGUCGUUUGCGAGGCUGCAUCACAUGAAUUUGCACUAUUUUGAAGCGGAUUUGGCGGCCGAGCUGGCUGCGGUUAUAAAGAAGAAGGAUACGGAUAGGCGGCAGAUGAUGCGGAUCCGGAAGAAACUACGGAAUUACAGCGCAGCUAUCACGGAUUACGAGCGUGUGUUAAACAACUGGCACCAGCCUUUGAAGGGAAAUCUGACAGCUUUCCACAAAAGCAUCCUCCCGGAAGCCUUCAGAAACCUCAUCCGAUCCGAAAAGGACUGCGCCUGGGACAACGCAUAUAUUCCACUCGCGUCGGGGAACCCGUGGGCGGCCAGCUUCGUCAGUAGAGUGGGAGCAGCACUGUUUGGAGGCCUCGCGCUUGUUGUGCCAAUGCUUAUCAUGGGCGUGAAUAAUGCUUCCACUAAAAAUUUAGUUACAACCUCCGUUGCUGUUCUUCUAGUCGCUAUCAGUCUCUCAUCAGUGUCACUUGGUUCAUGGCGAGAUGUUCUAGGCAUCACGGCUGCGUACGCAGCAGUUCUUAUCGUCUUUGUUGGGACGAGCACCCCACAGCCAACUAGUCAAGGGGAAGAACAGAGCUGA
Messenger RNA from Coniosporium apollinis CBS 100218, 1041 nucleotides. RefSeq lists its product as uncharacterized. The record is from RefSeq and is a predicted model, not a curated record. Lineage: Eukaryota; Fungi; Ascomycota; Dothideomycetes. The transcript is spliced from 2 exons. The coding region runs from base 1 to 1041 and encodes 346 amino acids.